AUGCCUACCUCCAAUACCUCCAAUACUUCCUCCCCAGUCAAGCGCCCCGGUCUCGGUCGCCGCGCAGUGUCCUCCCACGCAGUUGUCACGCGUGCCAAUAGCAGUGACCUGUCGGAGACGCAGAAGGCAGCCGCGCAUCACAAGCCUCACCGCGCCCAUGUCGUUCACCGCAAUCACCAUCGAAACCCCUCCACCAACAAGAACUUCAAUAAACUCCAACGGUUCCAACUCGGCCCCGAGACCACUGGGCGACACCACCAGCGCAAAAAGUCAGCACCCGCAACCCCCAUCGCAAGUCCGAAAGAAGGCGGGCACAUCCGCUGGGAUAACGCCGUAGGCGAUAAUCAAACCAACCCUUCCAUGAAGAGGAACUACUCGACUCCCGUAUUACGCCGGAACCCGUCGGCUGUCGGCAAGAAGGCCUUGGUGACAGAGCGACCUACCUCCAGCGGAGUAAAGAAGACGGUCGGCUUUGAAUUGGGGGAUGACGAGACUGACGAGGCGGAAUGGGAGGAUACUACACAGUCGCCCGAAAGUACGAGGCGCAACUCUGUCGCACCAUCUAAUCCCAGCGCCGAGAACAGCACUGUCCUCGUCGAUCAUCUCACCUUCGUGAAACGGCCCUACCCACAAAUGCCUCGCGCAACUAGUCUCCCGGAGUCGGUUACCCACAAAUUCGCCCGAGAACGCGCCGAGCAGGCCGAAGAUGACCACGAGGAAGAGCAGGAUCAAGAGACAGAGGAUGAGGCAGAGAAUUCCAGCCAACACACUGAGCAGGGUGAUAUCGCAAGUCGCCUGCUCAGCCCCUCACAUUCGGCCAAAGCACCUCCUGCAAUGUCAUCCAUCUCAGCCAUGGUGAAGCCUGAGACCAAGAUCACCAACCCCGCAUCACGCAGCAGUGCAUCUCUUAACCUCGCGGCUGGCCAGGAUAAUGCUCGUCGCACGUUCUCUACCGCAAGUAUGGCGAGCAUGCCUGGCUCCCAUCCGCAAGCAACCUCAUCAUCUAUGGAAGGCGGCGUCUCGAGGUUCAUAUUAAACAACAAGAACAGCAUGCAAGCAUCAUCUCGGACCGACUCAGACCCCAACACGCCUUCCUCCUUCCUCCCACAUUAUCACCCCCAAACGCCGCCUUCGCCCAAGAGUGGCGCUGCAAAAUCGACGGCUUCGUCGGCGCGCCCUCGAGGCGCCGACCUGCCUUCUCGCACCCAGCAGAAGCUCUGGCUGCAGCGAACAGCCACUCUCAACAAUUCUCCCCCAGAUUCCCAUGGAGUCGCAGCCACCGCAUCACCGUCUGCGAUUGACCCCUCAUUUAUUACCGCCACCCAACGUCCCAGCGCCGGCGCCUUCGACGCUGGGAGAGGUCUGAAUGGCGAUGGUCGAGUUGGCGGCGCAGGACAUGAUAGCGAAACUCGUCACAUUCGCAAGGCCUAUGAGAAGACUUCCCUCGAAUUAAUGGUCGUGCGGCGCUUCCAGUCGCCCACUGCGCAGAGCUUCUCGCGCCUGCGCCAUAUCGCCCAGGCCCGCAAGGCAGCGCAAGGCCCAAACCUCGGCAAGCCAGUGAAAUCCGCCCCCUCUCUACCUCUUCUCCAGCAGGGAAAACGUCCCAACCCGCUGAGCUCAAGCCCUGCAUCGAAGUCCCAGUUGCGCGGUCACGUUCCCACCGAUGAUCCCACGAACAGCGAUCCCACCACCCCAAGUGCCGCGAACCCCAAGUCCAAUGACCCGUCCCACCGCAUACUCUCCACCUCGGCAGAAGCAUCGCGUGAUCUGGGUGGUGAGAAUGAGGAGGAAUUCCCCGCUAACGACAGCGCCAUGUUAAUCCGCCGGAUUUGGGAGAGCCGAGAGGUCGCCAUCCAUGGCUAG
This is a messenger RNA of Penicillium olsonii, 1863 nucleotides long. The record is from the annotation of a GenBank genome assembly. Lineage: Eukaryota; Fungi; Ascomycota; Eurotiomycetes; Eurotiales; Aspergillaceae.